Messenger RNA from Cavenderia fasciculata, 4800 nucleotides. RefSeq lists its product as uncharacterized. Bases 1 to 4800 code for a protein of 1599 amino acids. The transcript has 10 exons. Lineage: Eukaryota; Evosea; Eumycetozoa; Acytosteliales; Cavenderiaceae. Gene Ontology annotation, molecular function: protein binding. The record is from RefSeq and is a predicted model, not a curated record.
AUGAAUCGAUUUAAAGAAAAACUAAGCAAUAUAAAGAAUAAGAUUAUAGAGACAACCAACAAUGCAAUCAAUUCACCUUUAUCUUCUAUAACAAAUUCUUCAUCCUCAACAACACAAAAUAGUAAUAAUAAUGUAAAUACAGAGGACAACAACAACCAAUUUAUACCAUCGUCGUCGACACAAAGAAAGAAAAAGAAACAUCGUCGUAGAAAAGAACCAGUAUUCAAGUUUGUACAAGUUCAAAAUACAGAUUCAUUAAUGUCUAUUGCUAGAAAAUACAACAUGACUGAAGAAGAUUUAAUGAUUGUCAAUAGAUUAGACUCUAAAUCAAUUUAUCAGGGACAAAUGUUAAUGGUUUGUCUUAAUUUUAAAUGUUGUCAUUUACCUACAUCAACAAUGCCGUCACCUAGUGGACAAAUGUCACCAGAGUUAUCAUCUUCAUCAGUGGUGGCUGUGGAUAUAGCUGAAUUAAGAAAUGAAACUACUACUACAACAACAAUGAUUGAAUUGAAUCCAUCUGUUGUAAAGGAACAAGAGUAUUUGGUUAAACAGAUGGAAUCUACCAUUGUUGGUAAAGAUCCACUUCAAUUGAUUCAAUCUUAUCAGUCAUCGUUUUUACCUCAUUUACGUGAGCGUUACGAUUGGGUGAUUGGUAAAUGUGAGUGUACUAGUACUACAGAGGGACACAACAUUGAUCUUCAAAGUUCUCUUUCAUCGUUACAUGUAUCUCCCGUCACUGAUCCAAUCAUACGUUUUGAAAAUGUUAUGAGUGUAAAUGAAAAUAUGGAUCUUAUGUGCACAGGUACAAUUCAUAUAAAUAGACAUUAUUUGGUAUUUUCACCUCAAACUUCAUUAGCUUCAUUUGAUAGAGUAGACAUUGAAAUUUGUGAUAUUACAGGAUGGAAAUUGGAUAGUUAUAUUGAUAAAAAGAUUAUUACAGAGACUAGUGAUCUUACAACACUCAAACUAUGGCUUAAAACAAAUCCAAAUAGCAAGGAAUCAAUCAUUGCAAAUUUACACAAAGGCGAGAUAUCAUCAACCGAUCAAGAUUUUAAUUGGGAUAAAGAUACUUUUCAUGAAUUAUCUUUUAUUUUAGAGAAAUCAGAGAUAAAUAAUGAAAAUGAAAUUAAAUUGAUAGAAAUAUUGGGUAAACCUGUCAAUUUAGAAGAGGAUAUAUUAAUUUUUACAUCACCAUCUGCGCCACAAAAUACACCAAUGUCACCAUUAAUUUUAAAUAAUAAUAGUAAAUUACUACCAUCAUAUUCACCACCAUCAUAUUUAAAUUCAUUACUUUUAUCAGAAAAUAAUAAUCAUAUUAAUAAUAAUAACAACAAUACUAACAAUGAAAUAUCAACAUCUACUAAUAAUAAUAUACCACCAACUUCAACAUCAUUUAUUGAUCAAUUAACAACAACAAUGGUAGCACAAGUAUUACCUUCAUCAAAAAUCAAUGAAAAUGAAUUAAUCAAAGAAAAGGUUAAUUGUGUUUUCGAGUAUGGUAAAGUGAGUGGUACAUUGACCUUGAUGCCACAUUGGCUUAUUUUCCAAGCCGAUCCAAACCAUCCAUUGGUCAAAAAGUUGGGUAGUAUUAAAUUCCAACUCAACUAUACAAUGAAUCAAGUAAUGUCUUGUGGUAUGGUUCCAAAAACAUUUUUAUCACCAACUAUUGAUGAUCCCCUUCAAUUUGGAAUGGAUGAUGAAACUACCACUAGUAGUGGUAAUAGUAAUUCUCAAGCAUCAACAUCAUCUACAAUUAAUACUAGUAACAGUAUUAUACCACCACCAUCUCCAUCACCAUCACCAUUAUCACAACCUACCACUAUAACUAAUAAUAAUAAUAGUAAUAGUCAAACCAUUCCAUCAACAACCAAUUCAAAUUCACAAGAAAUGUCAAGUGUUCAUGUUGUUUUACAAAUUACGCCAUUAGUAGAAAAGGAUAUUUUAAUUGAAUGUGAAGAUGAAAAAUCACAAUUUAUUUGUAAUCAAAUUAGAUUAUGGAUGGGAGAUUUAAAAGAAAAAACUAUAGAAUCAUCAAUUAUUAUUGAUAAUGUUGGACCAAAUGAUACCUUAUCACCACCUCCAAGAUUGACAAAAGAACCAUCAAAAUCAAAUCUAUAUCAAAGUGUAUUGAUGUUGUCUACUAGUAUGGUAGAUAGAUAUCUUGAAAGAUCAUCGGCAACAUCAACCUAUAAUAUUGAAGGUGAAAUUCCAUUUUCAGAUCCUCAAGUUGAUAGUUUUGUUCCAGAUUUAUUAAAUGGUACUUCAACAAUGUUAUCAAUGAGUGAUAUCUCUCAAUUAAUUGUAGAUUUACCAAUAUUUUAUAAAUUAAGAAAUUGGACAUUAUUGUAUAAAGCAGAAAAACAUGGUAUAUCAAUCAACACAAUGUAUAGCAAAUGUAAAGAAAAGGGAGGAUGUCUUUUAGUGAUUCAAGAUUCCAACAAAAAUAUAUUUGGUGGAUUCCUUUCCGAUUCGAUACAUCCAUCGAAAAACUAUUACGGCGAUGGCGAGUGUUUCCUAUUUAGAAUGAAACCAUUCUAUAGUUCCUAUCAUUGGUCUAAAGAGAAUGACUGUUUUAUUCAGACAACAGAGAAAUACCUGUCGAUGGGUGGAGGAAACAAAGGCAAAUACGGAUUAUGGUUGGAUGAUAACUUUGAACAAGGAACUUCGCAGCGUUGUGAAACCUAUGACAAUGAACCUCUAUCUCCAAAUGAAGACUUUUUAUGUUUGGAUAUAGAGAUUUGGGGUUUUUUGAUAAACCUUUAUACAAUAUCAGUUGUAAUAAGAAACAAAAUAUUUCAAAUGAUUGAAGAGUUGCCAAAGACUAUAGACGAUAAGAAGAAAACAUAUAUAAAGGGAAGAGAACUAUCAAAAUUAUCAGUGGUCGAGUUGGUUGGCAAGUAUGGUAUGCCAUGGUCGUUUGUAGUUAGAUUCCUUCCUCCCAAGACAUUGGGAAAAAUCGAUGUUGCAGCAAGAUCGUCAAUGAUCCACAACUAUAUUGCUCAUCCCAAUGCAACUGUCGACACUCUUAGACAGCUACUAGAUUGGUCACCUGAUUUUAAACUGACCCAAAUCAAUAUUCCUAACGUUGAAAUCCUCGAGGAACUAUAUCAAAGAUACACCGAACCGAUUAUAUUUAAUCUCUACUACAUAAUCGAAAUAGUUACAAAGAAUGGACGGUUUGAAAUUCUCGAUUGGUUAAGGAGUUCCCGUCCAACUCAUGGUGCCCUUGGCAAGCACGUCAUGGACUCUGCCGCAGAACACGGUAGAUUAGACGUUGUACAAUGGCUACACAACAACAAAACAGAUGGAUGCACGGUCUCUGCUAUGGAUAAAGCUGCAUUGAAUGGUCAUUUUAAUAUUGUCAAAUUUUUAAAUGAGAAUAGAACAGAAGGAUGUUCAAUUAUUGGAAUGCAAAGCGUUGUAAAUGGACAUUUAGAAAUUGGUCAAUACCUUGUUGAAAAGUAUCCUAAAGAAUGCGGUCCAUCAUUUCAAAUUCACUUAAAGUUUUAUCCAUACAGUCAAUGGGAAUCGGAUCCAUUCAUCAAAGCUGUAUCGAUGGGGCGAAUGGACAUUGUUCAAUGGCUGCACGACAACCGUCCCCUCGAGUCGGCAAAAGGGACGAUUGACAAGGCAGUCGAGACCAACAACCUAGAGAUGAUCAAGUAUCUACAUUCUUGCUCGAUUGAUUUGGCAACACACAAAUCAUUUGAAUGGGCUGCCAAGAACAACCAGUUGGAGAUAAUGCAUUGGCUACUGGCAAACACCAACGUGCAAGAAUUCUCAGACGCUGUCAUUCCACUAGCAUCACGACAUGCAACACCUGAAAUGCUACAAUUAUUAAACAAACAUCCUGCCACAGCAUUCACACCAUUUUGCCUAGACUCUGCAUCGCUUUCAGGAAACGUUCCAAAUCUCUUGUGGAUACACCAAAACAUACAUUUGAAUUGUUCGGUUGCCGCGAUGAAUAUGGCAUCCAUGCGAGGUGAUUUGGAAAUGGUUCAACUACUGCACGAAAAUGGUAUUGGAGCAUGCACAGACCUCGCUAUCGAUUAUGCCGCAGAAAAUGGGCACCUCCAAGUCAUUAAAUAUUUAUCGACCAAUCGAAGUGAAGGAUGUUCGCGCCGUGCUCUCGAAGUAGCAGCAAGAAAUAAUCAUCUCGAGAUUAUUAUUUGGUUGUUGGAUAGGUACCCAGACCGCCUAUGUCCAACAUCAGCAAGUUUGAUAAGAGCCGCUGAAAAUGGACAUCUUGAAGUGGUAAAGUAUCUUUUUACCCACUAUGCAGAUCAAAUUACCUCUUCAGGUCAUCCUUAUACUGCAUGUGACUUUGCAGCUGAUAACGGUCACGAAAAGGUAGUUCAAUACCUAUUGGAAAAUACAACAAGUCAGAGAUUCUCAACAUAUGGUUUGAUGAGAGCUUCUCGAAAUGGACACUUAGAUAUUGUAAAGUAUCUCACAGCCAACCAUAAAAUGGAGGAUCGUAUGUCUGAAUGUAUCAUGGAUCAAGCUGCCAUGAAUGGUAAAUUAAAAGUCGUUAAAUAUCUUUCCAAGCAUCGUACCGAAGGAUGUACUAUCAAAGCUCUAAAAGAUUCCAUCAACAAUGGGUAUUUAAAUGUUGCUUACUAUCUCUACCAUAAUCGUCCAGAAUGUAAUCCUUCUCUACUACUAAUUAAUGAUAUACAAACCAUUGAUGAUAAAAAUAUAAAUAUAAAUAUAAAUACAAAUAAUAAUAAUAAUAGUCAAACAAAUAACAAAAUACUCCUCUUUUCUAAUCAUCCAUUUAUUAAGAUACUACUUUAUUAA